AUGGUGGUGGAGAUGUACAGGAACUGCGCCGGGUUUUUCGAUCAGCUCGAGGAAUCGAUCGAUUCCACUCUCGGCGAAUCGGGAUUUGAGGAGAGAAAAAAUGGUGAGGUGUUCGCGAUGAAGGUCGGGCUGGCGCUCGGAAGGAGUCCGGCGGAGGUCCGGGAGCUGGCUGGAAAGUGUGCUAAUAGUAGGGAUGAAGGCACGCCGUUGGAUGAGUUUGCUAGCAAGCUCUUCUGA
Messenger RNA from Linum tenue, 237 nucleotides. Lineage: Eukaryota; Viridiplantae; Streptophyta; Magnoliopsida; Malpighiales; Linaceae. The record is from the annotation of a GenBank genome assembly.